AUGAACCCAUAUUGUCAAAUUGAUCCAAGAUCAAGAGUUUGGAUUUGUCCAUUCUGUAAUUCAAGAAACACUUUACCAAAUCAUUAUUUAAAUGUUACUACAGAAAACUUACCAUUAGAAUUACAAGCUGAAUCUUCAUCAAUUGAAUACAUCUUAACAAGACCAGUGCAACAUCCACCUAUUUUCCUUUUCGUUAUUGAUUUAUGUCAAGAUGAAGAUAAUUUAGAAGCCUUAAAAGAAACUUUAAUCAUUUCAUUAAGUUUAUUACCUCCAAAUGCAUUAGUUGGUUUGAUUACUUAUGGUACAAUGGUUAGCUUACACGAUUUGAAUAGUCCAUUUCCAAAAUCAUUUGUCUUUAGAGGUAACAGAGAUUACACAAUUAGUCAAUUAGAUGAAUUAUUAUCUAAAAAAUUCACAAAUUUCUUUUCAAUUCUACAAAAUGUUGAAUUUCAAUUGACUUCAAUCAUUGAAAACUUACAAAAAGAUCCAUGGCCAGUUGAAAGUGGUAAAAGAGCCCUUAGAUCAACUGGUGCUGCUUUAUCAAUCUCUGUUAGUUUAUUGGAAGCUGCUUUCAAAGGGUUUGGUGCAAGAAUUUUAUUAUUCUCUGCUGGUCCAGGUACUCUUAACCCAGGUAUGAUUGUUACCAAUGAAUUGAAAGAGCCAAUUAGAUCCCAUAAUGAUGUCGAUAAAGAUACUGCCAAACAUUAUAAAAAAGCUAUCAAAUUUUAUGAUGCAUUAGCUGAUAGAGCAGCUGAUAGUGGUCAUGCAGUUGAUAUUUUUGCAGGUUGUUAUGAUCAAGUGGGUUUGAGUGAAAUGCAAUCCCUUUCAAAUAAAACCGGUGGUGUCUUGUUAUUAUCAGAUGCUUUCACAACAUCGAUUUUCAAACAAUCAUUUUUAAGAUUGUUCUCUAAGGAUGAAGAAGGUUAUUUAUUGAUGGGAUUCAAAGCUCAGUUCGAUGUUAAAACUUCAAAAGAAUUGAAAGUUUCAGGUUUAGUUGGACAUACUUCUUCAAAUAAAGUUACAGGUUCCAAUAUUGCAGAUGCUGAAAUUGGUAUUGGUAAUACAAAUAGUUGGAAAAUGAGUGCCAUUUCUCCAAAUCAUACUUAUGCAGUUUUCUUUGAAAUUGCAAACCAAGUUAAUGCUAAACAAGCUUUUAUUCAAUUCCUGACUCAUUAUCAACAUGCUUCUGGUACUUAUAGAGUUAAAGUUACCACUUUAGUUAAUCCAUUAUCUUCAGUUGGUCAAUUAGAUAUUGCCAAUUCAUUUGAUCAAGAAGCUGCUGGUGUUUUAAUGUCAAGAAUAGCAGUUUAUAAAGCUGAACAAGAUGAUAGUGCAGAUGUCAUGAGAUGGAUUGACAGAAUGUUGAUCAAGGUUUGUACUAAAUUUGGUGAUUACUUGAAGGAUGAUCCAAAUUCAUUUAGAUUAUCACCAACAUUUUCAUUAUAUCCUCAAUUUAUGUUUUAUUUGAGAAGAUCACAAUUUUUACAAGUCUUUAACAAUUCACCAGAUGAAACUGCAUUUUAUAGACAUGUUUUAACAAGAGAAGAUACUAUAAAUUCAUUGAUUAUGAUUCAACCAACUUUAACUUCAUUCUCUAUGGAAGGUGAACCAGAACCUGUUUUGUUAGAUUCCAUUUCAAUUCAACCAGAUCGUAUCUUAUUAUUGGAUACAUUCUUCCAUAUUUUAAUUUAUCAUGGUGAAACAAUUGCAGCAUGGAGAAAUGCAGGAUAUCAAGAUCAAGAAGAAUAUGCUUCAUUUAAGGAAUUUUUGGAGGAACCAAAGAAAGAAGCUGCUGAAUUAUUAGUUGAUAGAUUCCCAUUACCUAGAUUUAUUGAUACAGAAGAAGGUGGUUCACAAGCUAGAUUCUUAUAUUCAAGAUUGAAUCCUUCAACAAGUUAUAAUUCAGGUAUGACCAUGGGAUCUCAAAGUGCAGUUGUCUUAACAGAUGAUGUUAACUUACAAACAUUCAUGGAACAUUUACAAAAACUUGCUGUUAGUGGUAAUAAUUAG
Hansenula anomala is the source of this 2010-nucleotide messenger RNA. It is a transcript of the gene SEC23, whose product is annotated as GTPase-activating protein SEC23. The record is from RefSeq and is a predicted model, not a curated record. Gene Ontology annotation, molecular function: zinc ion binding; GTPase activator activity. The coding region runs from base 1 to 2010 and encodes 669 amino acids. Gene Ontology annotation, biological process: endoplasmic reticulum to Golgi vesicle-mediated transport; intracellular protein transport; COPII-coated vesicle budding. Lineage: Eukaryota; Fungi; Ascomycota; Saccharomycetes; Phaffomycetales; Wickerhamomycetaceae. The transcript has a single exon. Gene Ontology annotation, cellular component: COPII vesicle coat; endoplasmic reticulum exit site.